AUGCAUUCAAAGCCAACCACCAAUUUCUGUUUAAAUUUAAAACAAGAUAUCCUCGAUUCUGCAUUUGUCAGGCAUUUUGACAGUGAUGAAGAAGAAGUAUUAUCAAAAUAUAAAGUGCAAUUAUCAAUUAAUACUAAUAUUGAUAAGAUUAAACGACAAUUAGAAUAUUAUUUUAGUUCUAUCCAAAUUUCAACCUCCAAUUUUACAGAAAACUACGCCUUUGGUGCAGGAAUCAACUCAGGAAAUGGAGGAGCAAUUUUAGCCUCUACUUCAAUGAUCAUGGAUCAGCAAAACAGAUUUAUUAGUAAUGUUGCCGAGUCGGGAGGGGCAGUAUGCAGUAUAAGUUCGUCAUUUGCAAUACAACAAAGCCAAUUUACGAAUAAUUUUGCAUUCCGUUAUUCGGGAGCAUGCAUAAUACAAGGAAAUGAUUUGGCGAACAACCUACAAUUUGUUUGUAUAUCUUCAACUUUUGAAGAUAAUAGCUGCGGGAAUACUGGUGGUGCUAUGUCAAUUAUUUUUAACAAAGAUGUCUUCAUAGAUGACUGUACUUUCAAAGGAAAUUCGGCCACAUAUGGUGGUGGCGCUCUUGAAUUACUUAACAAUCCCCAUGUUCAGAUAGUCGACUCAAAAUUUAUUCAUAAUUCUCUAAAGGUGAACAUUUUAACAAACUUUAGUAACAAUACCAACUUGUCACCUCCAAAUUACAUGCCUCGUGGAGGUGGAGCGCUGUAUUUUGGCGAAGUUAUAAAUCAAAAUUCAGAUAGUCAAUUUAUGAGUCACCUUUCCACGCAAAAAUGUUGUUUUAUACAAAAUUCUGCUGGAAAUAACUCUUAUGUCUUUGGAAACAGCACAAGUCCAGGAAAUGAAAUCUUAUUUUUUGGAAAGGUGUCAUGGAACUCCAUUGACGAUUAUACAUAUGAUUUCGAAAACUCAUUCGCAAAGCAAUUUAAUACAAAUGACUUUAAUCGAGAUUUCAAUUUUGGAUUAUUCUCAAUGAAUAGAGAAAUACGAUGUGAUAGUGACAUUGAUGGUACAUUAACUAUCGAUAACACUGUUAAUACCGUUAAAUAUAUCAGUACAACUGAAACAAUUUCAAAUACAAGUCAGGUUUCGGAACCUACAGAAUAUACAUACGUUGCAACACCAAUAACUCGAUUAAUAAAACCUACAACACAAUCUUUUAAAUAUACACAAAAUCCAUACUCAAACAUAUUUAACGUUUACAAUUGUAUAAUUAUACAAGAGUAG
This is a messenger RNA of Trichomonas vaginalis G3, 1248 nucleotides long. Its product is annotated as pectin lyase-like family. The record is from RefSeq and is a predicted model, not a curated record. The coding region runs from base 1 to 1248 and encodes 415 amino acids. The transcript has a single exon. Lineage: Eukaryota; Parabasalia; Trichomonadida; Trichomonadidae.